AUGAAUACAAUUGUCUCAUCUAUUAUAAAUGAAUUUAAAUUAAAUGAUAGUCAGAUAACAAAUAUUUAUAAUUACGGUUCAUGGGUUUAUGGUACAAAUCAUGAAAAAUCUGAUCGGGAUUUUCUCUUUAUAAUGAAAAUUGAAAAUGAAACUCAACGAACAUAUUUAAAAUUUCAAAAAGAUUUUGAUUAUUUUCAUUCAUUUAAAUUACAUCGAUCAAACAAUUGUGAUAUAACAAUUCAUACAUGUGAAAAUUUUGAAUUAUUAUUAGAAAAAAAUUAUAUGCUGGCAGUAGAAUGUAUAUUUUAUCCAAAUGAAUUUAUUUUAAGAAAUAAUAUUGAUGAUAAAACAAUUUAUUUAACAAAAUAUUAUAAUCCAUUACGAUUAAAACAAGUUGUAUUCUAUGAAAAUUAUUCUAGUUUAAAAUAUAUAAUUGAUAAUGAUGAAGAUGAUUCAAAUUAUUUUCCAUUGAAAUCAAAUUCAAAUUCAACAAUUAAUCAACUUUUAUGUGAUGCUAUUCAUACGACAACUAUAGAUGAAGAUCGAAUACUUAAAUAUUUAUUUCAUGGUCUUAGAUAUUUGGAUAUUGGUGAACAAUUAAUUCGAACAAAAUCAAUUUAUGAUUUUAAACGUGUAUCAUAUGUAUUAUUUCAAUUGAAAAAAAUAUUUAUCAAUAAUAUGAAAAAUAUUGAUUUUAUUAUUGAUUAUCUUAAAACAAAAAGUGAUGAAUAUAAAAAAAUGAUCAAUGAACUUGUAUCAACAAAUACUAUUGAUGGUACAUUUAAAGUUCAUAUUACAGUUGACAAUCAUAAUAUAGAAAAAUUUUUAAAUAUCUGUAAAAUAAAUAAUUUAAAAGCAAUUUAUAUUCAUUUAAAUGAUGAUGAUGAUUCUAUUAAACAACUAACAACAUCUUCAUAUCAUGUUGGAACAUAUUCGGAUAUAGUUGAACAAAUUAAUACAUUAAUUGACAAUAUAUUUAAUGAUUUUGAUAUCCAAAGAUUGAAAAUUAAAUCAUUAGGAUCAAACAAUGGUGUACCGGAGAAUGAUAUUGAUAAAUUAUUAUUUUGGGAUAAAAAAUCAAAUUAUUUCGAAUUUCAUUAUAAAAUAUUCAUUGGAUCAACAAAUAAAUUAGAUAAAUUAAAAAACUUAUGUAGAAAACAAAAUCUUCAUUUAGCAUAUAAUACAUUUGAAAAACCAUCAAUUAAUAAAAUAUAUUAUACUGUCACAAUGCGAUUAUUUAAUGUUGGUAAAAGAAAUGCAUUUAUUACAAAUGAUUAUAUUGUUGAAUAUUUGACAGAAAAUGAUUUUACGCCUUUAAAAGUUGAACACCAUUUUGUAGUUUAUGAUUCAAAUAUUGACUUGGACCAUAAAUGGAGUAUUGUCACAUCAGAUUCACUACGAACAAACUCAACUAUUAUCAGAACCGGUCCUAGAUACCGAAUUGGUUGUAAAAAUCGAAAAGUACCUCAGCGAUCUACCGAAUAA
This is a messenger RNA of Rotaria sordida, 1485 nucleotides long. The record is from the annotation of a GenBank genome assembly. Lineage: Eukaryota; Metazoa; Rotifera; Eurotatoria; Philodinida; Philodinidae.